AUGAACAAGAACAACAGAGUAGUGGUGGGAGUCAGAAUAAAACCACCUGCUUCAGCAGAUGCACCGUGUCCACAUGCAGACAAAGUAUUCUCUGAUCAUACGAAUCAGCAAAUAUAUACUGAGUUCAUUCGAAAGCACACGGAUAAAAUAUCCUUUUCAACGAUCUUUACAUAUGGAAGAACGGGAAGUGGUAAAACAUACACAAUGUUUGGAAGUAAAAAUGCACCGGGAAUUGCUGAGUUAAUUCUUGAGGACAGGCUGAACUCGCAUGGCGUGCUGUCUGUCAGAUGCAUUGAAAUAUACAAUGAAGUUGCAACUGACUUGUUCACUGGUACGCCAAUACGAAUUGUUCAAGAGAGUAACACAACGCAAGUAAUAAGCAAAACACAAGUAACGGUUAAAACAAGAGAGGACAUUACAAGUCUUUUGAAAACCAUUAUGAAGAAAAGGAAGACAUCAGAAACAGAGCAUAACCAAGCCAGCAGUAGAAGUCACACGGUCAUUGAGGUGAAUUCUAUUAAUCUGGCGAUAAAUUUAGUUGACUUGGCAGGGAAUGAGAAAAUGGCCGAGGAUUUAGACAGAAGAAAAGAAGGAUUAAUGAUAAACAAGAGUCUGCUCACUCUAGGCAAAGUAAUAGACCAGCUGCAUACAGACACUCACCACGUAUCAUACAGAGAGUCAAAGCUAACUCGGCUGUUGCAGAAUACGCUCAGCUAUGGAACUAUUAUAUGCAUAUGCACAGUAAUGGAUCUGUCUGACCAUCUUACAAUAAAAUUCGCCGAGAGGCUUAAAAGAAUCAAAACAUCUGAGAGGCCUGUUAUUAAAUCAAAGGACGAGAUUAUUAAUGAUCUUAACCAAAAGAUAGCGUAUUUAACAGAACAGUUGCAGAGCAUAAAAACAAAGAGCCAUCUGGUGGAAUGUGCUGCUGCUAUAAACAGCCCGGCUGUAGUACACACAGGAACUGUUAUUGAAGAGUGCACUAACCCUACAGAACCACAAUCAGAACUCGCUACACUAACUCCUACAACAGCAGAAGAAGUAAUUGAGGGCGUGGUAAAACCAGAAAAUGGUGCCCAAUCUGCAAAUCUUUAUGAAAUGAUUUAUAAAUACCUAAAGGUGGGCGCAGAGAAAGAAAUGACAAAUACGCUGACUCCUCAGGAGAUGGAUGCAGUCCACGUUCAAGUAACAAAACAAAAAAAGGGACUGUUGGAUGGAACACCCUUUCGCAGUAUUUUCAAAAUGUCUCGAAUUGAAAUGCGAUCUAGCCGCAGCCGUAGUAAGUCUUCAAAGAAGUCAAGCGGUUUCUCUGGUAAUAUACAUAGUCCAAAUUAAUCUAAAAAAUUAUUCUUGAUUAUUUUAUUUUCUAGUACUCUGUUUAUAUAUUCUUUAGUAAUAUGCAUAAAUAUACAACAAAAGUUGCAAUAGAUUUCAAAUACAUCUGUAAUAACUUGAAGUAGCUAGGAUUCUACUGUACACUCACCAAUCAAAAAUGCUUAUCUAUACAACUGCACUGGGUACCUUCUUAAUUAGCAGA
Molecule: messenger RNA, 1534 nt
Organism: Nematocida parisii ERTm1
Lineage: Eukaryota; Fungi; Microsporidia
Exons: 1
Coding region: 1-1332 (443 amino acids)
Biological process (GO): microtubule-based movement
Molecular function (GO): microtubule binding; microtubule motor activity; ATP binding
Source: RefSeq, a predicted model, not a curated record